UGCAAUGCUCUGCCACUCUUGUUUUCCCUCACUUAUUUAUUUCUAUUUUCAACAAAAAAUUAAUAAUUUCUUUAUGCUAUUUCUAUGGUGAAAAACGCGAGUUUAGAAAAGGUCGCUCUAUCCCCGUCUCUCUCUCCUCGUAGCAGCACUUCUUCUCUGCCUCUGUUUCUCUGUUACCUCCCCUCCCAUCCCAUACCAGACACACUACUAUCGAUAGGGGAGAGGGGAAUAGAGCGCACGUUAGCAACGGGCGCCUAAUCUUGCGCCCUGGUUCGGUUUCUAUCCAUGGAUUCUUCUACCGCUUUCUCUUUUCUUAAACCGUCGCUUCGUUACUACGGCAAAUAUUCUUUGACGCACUGAGAAAAAGAAGAUCGAUUCCACUUUUUUUUGCCUCUGUAUUUAUUUUCUUUUGAGCCUUGUACAACUUUGGCGGACAACCUAAGCGUUUCUUCUAUCGCCUGUGUUUUCGGUUACAGUAGAUUGGUUCGAUUUCUAAUCUAAGAAGAAGAAAAAGGAGGAGAGAAGAAGCGAGGGAUUUUCCAGGUGAAAUGUUGUGGAUUAGGCGAUUCUCGCGGUACUUCACUGCUGCGAUGGUGAUGAUCCUUGUGUCACCUAGUCUGCAAUCCUUUCCUCCCGCCGAGGCUAUUAGAUCGUCUCAGCUCGACGGAUUUCUACGGUUUCCAGGUCAAAAAUCCACCGCAGAUUCGAUGGACCGGUUUUCAUUCAGAAAAGCCUCCGCGUUUCGCAAUGCAGAUGAAUGUAGCUCCACUAAGUCUGGGAAAACGGGCGUAUGCGAUCCUUCUUUGGUUCAUGUGGCGAUUACUCUGGAUGUGGAGUAUCUCCGUGGUUCGAUAGCCGCUGUGCAUUCGAUUUUGCAGCAUUCGUUGUGUCCUGAGAGCAUUUUCUUUCAUUUUCUGGUCUCAGAAACCAAUUUGGAAACCAUAGUAAGAUCCACUUUCCCUCAAUUGAAAUUCAAGGUGUAUUACUUCGAUCCGAUGAUUGUACGGGACCUGAUCUCCACUUCGGUUAGGCAAGCACUUGAACAGCCGCUAAAUUAUGCUAGGAAUUACUUAGCGGAUCUGCUGGAGCCGUGUGUGCGCAGAGUAAUUUACUUGGACUCUGACCUAGUCGUGGUUGACGAUAUUGCGAAGCUCUGGAGUACGAGCCUGGGCUCUAGCACAAUCGGAGCUCCGGAAUAUUGCCACGCUAACUUCACCAAGUAUUUCACCGACAAUUUCUGGUCGAACAAGAGGUUUUCCGAUACGUUUAACGGCCGGGAAGAGUGCUACUUCAACACUGGAGUGAUGAUCAUAGAUCUGGUUAAGUGGAGGCGGGCCGGAUACACGAAACGGAUCGAGAAGUGGAUGGAGAUCCAUAAGAACGAACGCAUCUACGAGCUUGGAUCAUUGCCGCCGUUCCUCCUGGUUUUUGCUGGACACGUGGAGCCGAUCGAGCACCGGUGGAAUCAGCACGGGUUAGGUGGUGAUAGUGUGAGGGGCAGCUGUCGUAAUUUGCACCCUGGUCCAGUUAGCCUCCUACAUUGGUCCGGUAGCGGCAAGCCUUGGGUCAGGCUAGACUCCAAAGAACCGUGCCCGCUCGACGGACUAUGGGCACGAUACGACUUGUACGGACACCGGCAUUGAAAUGACAGGAAAAAAAAAGAAAACUGGUACUAAGAUUAGUAAAUUACUAAAUUCCUCUUCAGGACUGUUUUUAUCAUCUUAUUGUUCUUUAAUUCUCCAUUUGUUCUCCCCAUUGUUUCGUGUCCUCUUCUUCUUCCACUUUCCCUCAGAGUAGCAUAUUUUGUUGAUUUUUUUUUAUUUAAAUUUUGCCUUUUCUUUAGUUUUACUUUCAAUAUGAUCUCUUAGGCGAUUUGUAUUUUAUUUCAUUCUAUUAUUCCAGCCUCCGAAAAUAAAAGGGAGAAAGAAAAGGUUGUGCAUUCUCUCUGUUUUGGACUUCAGCAUUCCA
Molecule: messenger RNA, 1968 nt
Organism: Tripterygium wilfordii
Lineage: Eukaryota; Viridiplantae; Streptophyta; Magnoliopsida; Celastrales; Celastraceae
Product: probable galacturonosyltransferase-like 7
Exons: 1
Coding region: 549-1643 (364 amino acids)
Cellular component (GO): Golgi apparatus
Molecular function (GO): glycosyltransferase activity
Source: RefSeq, a predicted model, not a curated record